AUUCCUUUUCCCUUUGGUUGGGCUGCUACAUUUUUCCCACCCUUCUGGGCAGCCGCAUCAGGAGUUGGAGUUUGGCGACUGCCUGCAGUUCCGAGGCUUAGGUCCGAACCGGGUCCGCCAGCGGGGCGCGCAGAGCCGAGAAGGGCUCCCCUACAGGUGAACGUCCGAUGGUUUCGUCCGACCCCGCGCGCGCGUGCGCGCGCGCGGGAGUUGCUGAGGGGCGGGGCCGCUGCGCACUUAAGGGCGGUUGGACUAGCCGAGCUCAGACCUCGUCAGCGCUGUCGCCGAGGGAGCUUCUCGCUGCUGAACCGGUCUUCAACCCUCUGCCGCCAUGGCCUGCAGACCCAAAAGCCCACCCCGGUAUGGGAGCGGCCGCGACGGCGUUGCAAGCCCGCGGUCCCCUGCGAGAUGGAGCCUCGGACGGAAACGCCGAGCGGACGGAAGGGACCGGAAGCCCGAGGACUCCGAGGAAAGCGAGCGCCAGAUUGCGGACCGUCGACCUGAAAGCUUUACAACUCCUGAAGGCCCUAAGCCCCGUUCUAGAUGUUCUGACUGGGCAAGUGCAGUUGAAGAAGAUGAAAUGAGGACCAGAGUUAACAAAGAGAUUGCAAGAUACAAGAGAAAACUACUCAUAAAUGACUUUGGAAGAGAAAGGAAAUCUUCAUCAGGAAGUUCUGAUUCAAAGGAGUCUAUGUCUUCAGUACCAGCUGAUGUGGAGACGGAUGAAAGUGUCUUAAUGAGAAGACAGAAGCAGAUCAACUAUGGGAAGAACACUAUUGCCUAUGACCGAUAUAUUAAAGAGGUUCCCAGACACCUGCGACAACCUGGAAUCCAUCCUAGGACCCCCAACAAAUUUAAGAAGUAUAGCCGGCGAUCAUGGGAUCAACAGAUCAAACUCUGGAAAGUGGCUCUGCAUUUUUGGGAUCCUCCUGCUGAAGAAGGAUGUGAUUUGCAAGAAAUACAACCUGUAGAUCUUGGGGAAAUGGAAACAGAAUUCACAGAAAGCAGCUCCGAGUCCCAGACAAGUUCACAGGAUAACUUUGAUAUGUACGCUGGCACACCCACCAAAGUCAGACAUGUAGACUGCCAAGUGGAGGAUGAGUUUGAUUUGGACGCUUGUUUAACUGAACCCUUGAAAGACUUCUCUGCCAUGAGUUAACUGCCACCUGGUGGCAACUCUCGGAAAUACUUGGCUCUGCCUAGCCAUCUGCAAAGCUGGUUAAGCAUGGGCUGCUGUGCAUUUGUAUUUUUUUUUUCUCUGUUAAGAGUUUAUUUUCUCAUGAUAAAUUGUUUUUCUUGCCUUAUUUUAUGUAUGGUGAGUGUUACACAUGUUUUAAGUUGUAAAUGAAGCCAAACCUGGUGAAGACUGAACCCUAUUGUCCACCCUCCUGCGCCCCCAAGUUAGACAACAGGAUACUUGUAGUUUUCCACGAGAACUUGAGGCUUCAGUUGCCACUUUUCAGAUGGGUUGGCGGUGGAUUUUAACCAUUUGUUUAUGGGACCAAUCCAGAGUCAGCUGUCUUUCUAGGUAACUGAUUGAGUAUUCUCUCAGUCAGGCAGCUCCAGUGACUUUGUAAAAACUUAUUUUCUGGUCUUUUAUCAAUGUGAAUGUAGUUUUCUCUCAUACAGAGCUCUGAACAAAAAUGUUAAGCUGUUAUAUUAAUGGGCUUUAUGUAAGUUAUAUAGUGUUAAUUUGGAACUUGGAAUAGCACUAGUGUGAGGUAGGAUCUUAGCAUGUGCUCUGAGAAUUGAGGCAGAAGAGAGGGAUUUAGAACUUUUUUUUUAAUGAUCAGUUAAUUUACCAUGUAAUAUUGCUGUAAAUGAUAAUGUGUACAGAUACUCUGUUCAUGUAUUCAAUUGUAAACUUGUCGAUAUUUGCAUUUCUAUUGCUUUUGUAUGGGAUGUUAAUUGCAAAAAUAAAAGAUGUUUUAACUGA
Molecule: messenger RNA, 1936 nt
Organism: Peromyscus maniculatus bairdii (prairie deer mouse)
Lineage: Eukaryota; Metazoa; Chordata; Mammalia; Rodentia; Cricetidae
Gene: Slbp
Product: stem-loop histone mRNA binding protein
Biological process (GO): mRNA 3'-end processing by stem-loop binding and cleavage; mRNA transport
Cellular component (GO): histone pre-mRNA 3'end processing complex; cytoplasm
Molecular function (GO): mRNA binding; histone pre-mRNA stem-loop binding
Source: RefSeq, a predicted model, not a curated record